GCGGAGCUGCGGUCCGGUUUGUGGCUGCGUUUCCGUGUCCAGCGGCAGGGCGGGCGAGCGAGUGACUGAGGGAGGCGGACAGGCCAGGUCGGGCCGAAGAACCAACGGGCCAGGGCCGAGCGCAAGGAGCCUCGGCAGAAGGCGAGCGGCCGGAGCCCAGGAGGGCUAAGAGCAGCGCGCCGCAGCGCAGCGCCCCGCCCCGCCCCUCAGCCCCGCGGCCUGAGCGCUGCUGCCGGCCGCUCUGACAUGUGACGCGGGGCAGCGGCAUCAUGAAGAAGUUCAACAUCAGGAAGGUGCUGGACGGCCUGACGGCGGCGGCGGUCGCCUCGUCGUCCUCCUCCUCGUCAUCGCAACCCGGUCAGCGGGCCCCCGACAGUGACAUCGUCGAGAGCCUCUGCUCUGAGCACUUCCAGCUCUGCAAAACUGUUCGUCAUGGAUUUCCGUAUCAGCCUUCAGCCAUGGCUUUCGAUCCGGUGCAAAAAAUCCUGGCAAUUGGAACCCAAUCCGGAUCAUUAAGACUCUUUGGAAGGCCAGGGGUGGAGUGUUACUGCCAGCAUGACAGUUCUGCAGGAGUGAUCCAACUGCAGUUCUUGAUUAAUGAGGGAGCCCUUGUGAGUGCCUUGGCAGAUGAUACUUUACAUCUCUGGAAUCUGCGUCAGAAAAGGCCUGCCAUACUCCAUUCUCUUAAAUUUAACAAAGAAAGGAUAACAUUUUGCCAUCUGCCCUUCCAGAGUAAAUGGUUAUACGUCGGCACAGAAAGAGGGAAUGUACAUAUCGUUAAUGUGGAGUCCUUCACACUCUCAGGCUAUGUCAUUAUGUGGAAUAAAGCCAUUGAAUUAUCAUCAAAAACCCACCCGGGACUCAUUGUUCACAUCAGUGACAACCCAAUGGAUGAAGGCAAGCUUUUAAUUGGUUUUGAAUCUGGAACGUUGGUAUUAUGGGACCUCAAAUCAAAAAAAGGAGAGUACAGAUACAGCUAUGAUGAGGCUAUCCAUUCCGUGGCUUGGCAUCAUGAAGGAAAACAAUUUGUUUGUAGCCAUUCAGAUGGCAGCCUUACUGUUUGGAAUGUAAAAUCCCCCAUUAAACCUGCACAAAUUAUUACACCACACGCAAAGCAGCCAAAAGAUGGAAAGAAGCCAGAACCCUGCAAACCCAUCCUGAAAGUGGAAUAUAAAACUUGUAAAUCUGGAGACCCUUUCAUCAUUUUUUCUGGAGGACUGUCCUAUGACACUGUAGGUAGAAGACCAUGUUUGACAGUAAUGCACGGAAAAAGUACUGCUGUACUUGAAAUGGACUACCCAAUCGUUGACUUUCUUACCCUUUGUGAAACGCCAUAUCCGAGUGAUUUUCAGGAUCCAUACGCAGUUGUCGUUCUUCUGGAAAAAGACUUGGUAGUAGUAGAUUUAGGACAAAAUGGUUACCCUAUAUUUGAGAACCCUUACCCUUUGGAUAUACAUGAAUCGCCUGUCACCUGCUGCGAAUAUUUUGCUGACUGCCCUGUUGACCUAAUUCCUGCACUUUAUUCUGUAGGGGCAAAGCAGAAGCGGCAAGGAUAUAGUAAAAAGGAGUGGCCGAUUAAUGGAGGUAAUUGGGGUUUGGGCACUCAGAGCUACCCAGAGAUAAUUAUUACAGGGCAUGCAGAUGGAUCACUGAAGUUCUGGGAUGCUUCAGCCAUAACGUUACAAGUUUUGUACAAGAUGAAGACAUCCAAAGUAUUUGAAAAAUCUCGAAAUAAGGAGGACAAACCAUACACAGAUAUAGUGGAUGAAGAUCCGUAUGCCAUUCAGAUAAUCUCAUGGUGUCCUGAAAGCAGAAUGUUGUGUGUGGCGGGAGUAUCAGCUCAUGUAAUUGUUUACAAAUUCAGCAAACAAGAAGUGACAACAGAUAUUAUCCAGAUGCUUGAAAUUCGAUUACAUUAUGAAAUUAAUGAUCUUGAGUCACCGGAGACUGAUCAAACACCAUCAGUGGGAAUUUCAUGCCCGGGGUCAAAUUCCCAGACUACAAACUCUCAGUCUCACCCUUCCACAAGCAGCACCUCAUCAGAUGGCCUCCGCGAUAAUGUGCCCUGUCUGAAAAUUAGAAGUACUCCAUUAAAACAAGGGGCAGGCUACCAGGCUGAAGUAGUCAUUCAGUUGGUUUGGGUAAACGGCGAGCCUCCACAGCAGAUAACCAGCCUAGCAGUCAAUUCAUCAUAUGGACUUUUGGUGUUUGGGAACUGUAAUGGUAUUGCAAUGGUUGAUUACAUUCAGAAGACUGUACUUUUAAACCUGGGCACAAUUGAACUCUAUGGUUCGAAUGAUCCUUAUCAGAGGCAACCAAAGUCCCCCCGCAAAACCCGGCAGGCCUCAGGAGGCAUGCUGACGGUGACUUCUUGCAUGUGUGGUCUUUCUAGUUUAUAUUCUGAGUCUGUGAAAAGACUUCGUUCUUCAUAUCUAAGUCUCUGUGAUAUCAACGAGAGUUCCACAGCUAUGGAUGACCGCUGCAAGUCUCCCACAUCAGGUUCUCCCUCUUCAUGCAAUUCUGAAGAUGAACAGAAAUUAUCUAACUUUAUAGAAAGGGUGAAAAACAAAAGCAGAAAAUUGUCCAAGAUCAUAGUAUCUGACAUAGCGAAGGUGUCAAGAAAACUAAGCUUGCCAACUGACCUGAAGCCUGAUUUAGAUGUGAGAGACAACUCUUUCAGCCGUUCCCGUAGUUCCAGUGUUACCAGCAUUGACAAGGAGUCCCGAGAGGCCAUCACUGCUCUUCAUUUCUCUGAGACUUAUACCCGAAAGGCAGAUACGUGCACCUCACCAUGUUUGUGGGUUGGGACGACACUUGGCACAGUACUGGUCAUAGUGCUGAAUCUCCCACCUGGAGGAGAACAAAGGCUUACCCAGCCAGUCAUCGUGUCUCCAAGUGGGACUAUCUUAAGACUAAAAGGAGCAAUUUUGCGAAUGGCAUUCUUGGACACCACAGGAAGCCUCAUUCAUCCAGCACAUGAACCUUGGAAAGAACCAAAUGUUCAGGAAGAGAAAGAUGAGAGAGAUAAAUGUAGGAAACUGAGACCUGUAUCUGUCUCCCCAUCAUCCUCUCAGGAGAUAUGUGAAACCCAAUAUGCAGUGAUAUGUUCAGAAAAGCAGGCAAAGGUUAUCUCACUGCCAUCCCAAAACUGUGUUUAUAAACACAACAUAACUGAAACAUCGUUUGUUCUUCGAGGUGAUAUUGUGGGACUGAAUGGGAGCAUCUGCCUUGCAUGUUUCUGUGCCAAUGGGCAUAUCAUGACAUUCAGCUUGCCGAGUCUUAGGCCACUGCUGGAUGUCAAUUAUUUGCCACUGACUGAUAUGCGAAUAGCUCGUACUUUCUGUUUCACCAAUAAUGGGCAAGCUCUGUAUUUGGUUUCCCCCACUGAGAUCCAACGUAUCACCUACAGUCAAGGAACAUGUGAGAAUUUACAGGAAAUGCUGGGAGAGCUUUUUACUCCUGUGGAAACACCUGAGGCUCCCAACAGGGGGUUCUUUAAAGGGUUGUUUGGUGGUGGUGCCCAGUCACUGGACAGGGAAGAACUUUUUGGUGAAUCUGCAGCAGGGAAAGCCUCAAGGAGCCUGGCUCAGCACAUUCCAGGGACUGGUGGAAUUGAAGGGGUCAAAGGAGCAGCAUCUGGUGUUGCGGGAGAGUUGGCUCGGGCCAGGAUAGCACUUGAUGAAAGAGGCCAGAAGCUGAGUGAGCUAGAAGAGCGAACGGCAGCCUUGUUAUACAGUGCCGAUACCUUCUCUAAACAUGCUCAUGAGAUGAUGUUAAAGUGCAAAGAUAAGAAGUGGUACCAGUUUUGAACACCUUGAUCCAACAUCAUUUAAAUACUUCAGCUGGAAGGAGGUUAUCCAUAGAUGAUUCUCCCUCUUCAUUUAUUUCUGCAGGACAGGAGGUUCAUCUUUGAGUAUUGCUGUUUCCUAGCACAACUGAUAAACUUUUUCCCUCGGUCACAUUGCUUUAAACUGAGGAGGAAACUGAAAACUUGCAACCUGAAGAUGUUUUCUACUGGAGCUGUGGGUUGGUGCACAGUGUGGGACCUGACCUGAGCAGGGAACAAGGGGCAGUGCUGGGUUUUAUGUCUUAUUUCACACGCCAAAUGUUUUGUGCUGUUGUCUCUGGCAGUGUUUCACCCAUAAAACUAUAAAUGUAAUCCAGAUGCCAGUAAAUGCAAAACAAGAGGAUAAAUACGUGUAGCAAAGUAUUGCAUUGAAAAUCCAAACAAUGAUUUACUUCUGGUUCAAGAAAUUAAUUUGCACAUUAUUAGUUCGGUGUACUGAGCUUGGUGAUAACAGUUUGCAGUUUGUGUCUAACUCUGAUCAGAUAAUUCUCAUUUGUGUCUGAUGCUAAUUAGAUAAUGGUGUGUGUCCACUGGCUGGAUACAGUGAGUUUAGGUGAUGUUGUUUCGUAGUUAGUGCUGAUUGAUUGAUACUGGUUUGUCUCUGGCAAUAAUGAAUGAUUUCAUUUUCUGUCUAAUACUGGUUGAAUGAAUAAUGAUUUGAGGUUUGGUUUUGUUUUAAUUGACUAUAGAUGCAGUUCAUUUUUUUUUAAUAAGUAACCUGCCUGUGCAGUUACUCAUUCAAAAAGCAGUUUGUAAUUAGAUUUUAUUAUGUAGCCCCACCUACUAUUGACAAUUGUCAAUAAUGCAAAUCCUUUGAGCUAUAGUAACAACUUUUUAAAAUAAAUUGACCAUCACUGGUUUAGAGUCAUGAAAUAAUUAUACAAAAUAAAUUAAAUCUCAAUUAUAGUAUUAUGGUGCCAGAUUAAAUAUACAUUAUUUAUUGUGCUAAAUCCCAGCCUAGUUAACCAGAUCUUGCUAUAUGAAUUGUUACUGUUUGGUAGUCAAACAUCUGUAGCAUAGUUUGGAGUGCCAUGGAAGUAUUUUUUUACCCUUGUUCUUCAGGGAAUAAAUUGCAGACAACAACAAAUUACUUUCCUGACAAACUAUAUUUGAAACCAAAGGGAAGGAGAGGGCAUGUUGACAUUGUUUAUGGAAUGAGAGAAAGUUGGAUUGGUCUAAUUGUUUGUUGCCAGAAAAUUAGGCUGCAGUGGAAUCUUACGUUUGCUUUUGAAAAAUACCUAGUGCCACUGUAGACAUGGAAUAUCCAACAGAAUUUGGAACUUAUUUUUAUUAAGUAAAGACUAGUUCUGAUUCCUGUUCAGUCACUGUACAUUAUUAGUGUAUUGUCACAUUCCAUGUUGCAGUACAUAAGAUGUAAUACUUUGGGAUUAACCAUAUUUGAAGAUUAAUGGAAUGCACUUGCAAAAGUUGAUUAUAACUGUUUCCCCUUUCUGUUUUUGUACAUUUUUAAAAGUUCACCACCUCCAGUCACUUUGCUUUAGAUGCAGUGCGUGUGUCUGUGUGUGUGUGUGUGUGUGUGUGUGUGUGUUUGUGUGUGUGUGUGUGAGAGAGAGAUGUUUGCAGCCUUUCCUCUUCAUGAUCAUUGCACAUAUUCAACUUGGGUCUUGUGAGAGAAAUUGAAGGCUGAGAAAGAAAGAUGCUGGCUUCCACAGAAACAGCUGUUCAUUUAAUAAUGAAACCUAGACUUGAUAUUGGUGGAGUCCCACUGUCAUAAGUGCCCACACAGUAGAACUAUUCCUCACAAACCUCAGCAGCCACAGAGUCCAGAUCAACGCAGCAAAUUACUAUGCUUUUAAAAUGUAGGCUAUUAGAAAUUCACAGGAGUUUGUUUCAUGAUGAAAUUCUAAUCUGCAAUCAAUAUAAAAUGUUGAUUGCCAAGAGCAUGGUUGUCUUCAAGACAGAAAUGUUUACUUGUGUUAUCAUUGUAGCCAUGCUUUUCAUGUUCAGAUCUUUUGGGGUUUAUUUUGUAUGUCAUUUACAUUCCCUUUUGUUUACAGUGUAUAUUUUUUCUUCGUUUUUAGUAUCUCAUUGAAAUCUGGAGCACCUCUUUUAGAGUGGCUGCUGCCUGGACUGUCCUCUCUCCCCUGAUUAUGAUGGCACAAUGCUCCUAACAAGGGGAGUUGUGCAUGUGCAAGGGUCUUUAUCCUCUUGAUUAGCAUUUCAGGAUUUCUUUAAUGAAACAAAUUUCUUUUCAGCAUAUUUGAAAAUAUAUAAAUAUGAAGUAUAUGUGUUGAGAAAUAUAUUUCCUUAAAUAUGUUUUCAUUGUAGGGUCUGUACUUCAUUUCCUUGAUCUUUUGAUGGAAAUGCACGAAAUUUACUGCUGUUUGUGUGUUACCCGUGAUGUGCAUCAAGUCUCUCUGAGUGUUCUGUUAAAUUAAAAGCUAAUGAAGUUGAAUUUGCUGAGUACUUCUGCCAAAUUGUAAUGUUUUUUCCUGAAAAUUGUUUUUCUAAAAAAAAAUUAAAAUAUCCAAUCUAGC
Mobula hypostoma (lesser devil ray) is the source of this 6345-nucleotide messenger RNA. RefSeq names its product syntaxin-binding protein 5. Lineage: Eukaryota; Metazoa; Chordata; Chondrichthyes; Myliobatiformes; Myliobatidae. The coding region runs from base 270 to 3809 and encodes 1179 amino acids. The transcript is spliced from 29 exons. Gene Ontology annotation, cellular component: SNARE complex; plasma membrane; cytoplasm. The record is from RefSeq and is a predicted model, not a curated record. Gene Ontology annotation, molecular function: myosin II binding; syntaxin binding; GTPase activator activity. Gene Ontology annotation, biological process: regulation of protein secretion; regulation of exocytosis.